CAAAAAAAACCUAAGCAUGGUUUGAGGAAGUUGACCUUAAGCAGAGUGAAAUUUCAAUUGUAAAAUGGUUCGUAAAUUAAAGUUUCAUGAGCAGAAGCUCUUGAGGAAAGUAGAUUUCAUUAAUUGGGAAGUUGACAACAAUCUACACGAGGUAAAAGUAUUACGGAAGUACCACAUUGAAAAGAGAGAAGACUACACUAAGUACAACAAGCUAAGUCGCAACAUUAGAGAAGUGGCACAAAAAAUACGCGACUUGGAUGAGAAGGAUGGCUUCAGAGCUCAAAGCACCUCUCAGCUCCUGGAAAAACUCUACAGCGUUGGCUUGAUCCCAACCAAACAGAGUCUCUCUCUUGCAAAUGAAGUCAAUGCAUCUUCUUUCUGUAGGCGGCGUCUGCCUUCAGUUAUGCUUAAGCUGCGGAUGGCUCAGAACCUGAAGACUGCCAUCACUUUCAUCGAACAAGGACAUAUUCGUGUUGGGCCAGAGAUCAUCACUGAUCCUGCCUUUAUUGUUACAAGGAAUAUGGAGGACUUUGUGACCUGGGUGGAUUCCUCAAAGAUCAAACAACAUGUCAUGACUUACAAUGAGGAGCGCGAUGACUUUGAUCUUGUGGUUUAAAGUGGGUGGAAUUAAGGGCAGCCCAUCUUCAGAAGAGCCAAAGAAGAAUUCAGGCAAUACUUGGCAGCAUAUGGAAGACAGGCGAGAACACCAUCAUCUGUCAGAACAUUUGUGCUGAUAAAACAUGUAUCUGACCAUGACAUCAAUCUCCAUGCACAUGAAGAAAACACAGCCUUGGUACAUCUGUGAAAUGAGUGGGUUUGUUUGUUUUUGUUUUUAAAGAACUGUACAAUUUGUAAACAAUCUUCCAUUUCCCUACUGUAAAUUUUCUUCCCUUUAAUGCUCCUCUAACAGCUGCCUGCUACAUAAUAUUAAAAUAAACCUCUCUGUUAUUAGUGCCACACAAAAACCUAAAGAAUUGACUAGCAUAAGCUAGUUCUUAGGAACUUUCUGUAAACAUGAGUAGUGCUUUUUAUGCCAUAAUGUAUGUGCCAUAAUACCUGUACAUUUUUUGCAUAGUCUAGUAAGGCCACUUUUUUUGUAAUAUCCUGCAACUUUGGGAAGAGAGGUCAUCCGAAUUUCUAAGGACGUUGUGACAUUCUGAAUUUCACAAGGGAAAACAUUCACAGAACUCUGCUUGCAUGUAACUCUAUCCCCCUGCCCUUCCCUAACAGGACAUUCACACAGCCCUAAAAAUGACUGCACAGUCACAGAAAUUACUGCCUUAAUCAUUAGUCACAGCUCGAGCAGUUUUUAGCCAAAGGGGUGGACUGAGUCUU
This is a messenger RNA of Electrophorus electricus (electric eel), 1335 nucleotides long. It is a transcript of the gene imp3, whose product is annotated as IMP U3 small nucleolar ribonucleoprotein 3. Gene Ontology annotation, molecular function: rRNA binding; snoRNA binding. Gene Ontology annotation, cellular component: Mpp10 complex; small-subunit processome. NCBI's taxonomy places the organism in Eukaryota, Metazoa, Chordata, Actinopteri, Gymnotiformes, Gymnotidae. The record is from RefSeq and is a predicted model, not a curated record. Gene Ontology annotation, biological process: ribosomal small subunit biogenesis; rRNA processing.